Thamnophis sirtalis is the source of this 301-nucleotide messenger RNA. NCBI's taxonomy places the organism in Eukaryota, Metazoa, Chordata, Lepidosauria, Squamata, Natricidae. The record is from RefSeq and is a predicted model, not a curated record.
GUGUAGAGGGCAGAAACCUGGCCUUAGGGAAGCCGGCCAGCCAGUCUUCCAUCCAUUCCCAUGACAUCAUUGGAUCAGCAGACAAAGCUGUGGAUGGGAGCUGCACUGGGGAUUGGUACCAAAAGUCCUGCACCCACACCAAAAAUGAGAAAAACCCCUGGUGGUUGGUGGACCUGGGGGAGUCUCAUAAAAUCUCCAUGGUGGUGGUGAAAAACCGGCAGGACUGCUGUGGCGAAAGGCUGCUUAAAGCGGAGGUCCGCUUAGGAGACUCUCUGGAGGACCAUGGAAGAGCCAACCCCCU